Phascolarctos cinereus (koala) is the source of this 1339-nucleotide messenger RNA. It is a transcript of the gene ASAH1, whose product is annotated as N-acylsphingosine amidohydrolase 1. The record is from RefSeq and is a predicted model, not a curated record. Gene Ontology annotation, molecular function: fatty acid amide hydrolase activity; N-acylsphingosine amidohydrolase activity. Lineage: Eukaryota; Metazoa; Chordata; Mammalia; Diprotodontia; Phascolarctidae. Gene Ontology annotation, cellular component: lysosome. Gene Ontology annotation, biological process: fatty acid metabolic process.
CAGACCUCCGGGCGCGUGGGGCAGGCAGGCAGGCCUGGCAGUGACGGGCGGAAGGACUAAGAGGCCGGCGGCGGCGCGAGCAUGCGGUUCCCGGAGCACUUCUUCUGCGCCCUCCUGGCGGCGGCGGCGGCCAUGGCCACGGCCUGCGUGCUGGCCCAGCGAGCGCCCCCGUGGACAGAAGAUUGCAGAAAGUCUACCUACCCUCCUUCUGGGCCCACGUACAGAGGUCCGGUGCCUUGGUACACCAUCAAUCUUGACUUGCCCCCGUACAAGCGAUGGCACGAGGUUAUCACAGACAUGUCACCAGGGUUCCGGAACAUCGUGCGGAAUGUGAAGAACGUGGUGAACACUUUCUUUCCCAGUGGGAAAGUUAUAAAGAUGGUGGAUGAGCGCUUGCCCAGCAUGCUUGGCAACCUUCCCUGGCCCUUUGAGGAGGAAUUGAAGGGGAUUGCAGACGUGUCAGGAGUCCCUCUAGGUGAGGUUCUUUCUUUCAACAUUUUCUACGAACUCUUCACUAUCUGUACGUCCAUCAUAGCAGAAGAUAAGAAAGGUCAUUUGUUCCAUGUUAGAAAUAUGGAUUUUGGUGUCUUUCUUGGGUGGAACAUGAACAAUAAUUCCUGGACUGUGACAGAAAACCUGAAGCCGCUAUCGGUGAAUCUGGAUUUCCAGAAGAACAAUCGGACGGUCUUCAAAGCCACCUCAUUUGCAGGCUACGUGGGCAUGUUGACAGGCAUGAAGCCAGGGACCUUCAGCCUGACCUUGAAUGAGCGCUUCAACUUGAACGGGGGCUUCCUGGGCGUCAUAGAAUGGAUGUUGGGCAGAAGGGAAGACAUGUGGAUAGGGUUCCUCAUGAGAAGCGUGCUGGAGAACGCCACAAGUUACGAAGACGCCAAGAACCUGCUGAUCAAAACCACAGUCCUGGCCCCGGCCUACUUCAUCCUGGGGGGUAACAAGUCCGGGGAGGGCUGCGUGAUCACUCGGGACCGAAAGUCCACCGUGGACGUCUACGAGCUCAAGCCCAAGGAAGGCAGGUGGUUCUUGGUGGAGACCAACUAUGACCGCUGGAAAGCCCCCUUCUUCAUUGAUGACCGGAGGAAGCCCGCCACCCUCUGUUUAAACCAGACCACACAAGAGAACAUCUCGUUGGCCUCCUCCUAUGACAUCCUGUCCACAAAGCCAGUUCUCAACAAGCUCACAGUCUAUACCACACUGAUCGACGUUCCCAGUGACGUGUAUGAGUCCUACCUGCGUGACUGCCCAGACCCUUGUAUCGGCUGGUGAGGAGCAGGCAUCUGGACUGUAGCAGGAUCUCGGGGGCUCUUUUGCCCCGUGACUAGGG